Messenger RNA from Brassica rapa (field mustard), 11506 nucleotides. RefSeq names its product zinc finger protein ZAT5-like. Lineage: Eukaryota; Viridiplantae; Streptophyta; Magnoliopsida; Brassicales; Brassicaceae. The record is from RefSeq and is a predicted model, not a curated record.
AUAAUAUUUGAGACACGAAAGAUGUCCUCGCAUAUAUGAUCGUACAAAUGUUUCAUAAUCUAAUUAAGUUGUAUAUUUGAAAGCCAUAUAUGUUGUUUUUUAAUAUAUACAAAUGUAUAGUUGAUAUUAGUUGGUCAGUUAUACUCUGUAAUAUUAUUUAAAUCUAUUAACUCAAAAUAAUAUUCUGGAUUUAUUUAUUGUUAUGAUUAUUUAUGGGCUUAAUAAUGAUUUUGUUUAAUCUGAAACCAUAUAUGCAAUAUAUUUAUUUUUGAUGACACUGCAAUUAAUGCCAUAUCAAUUUAAUGUAAUUUAAUGAUUCUUUACGUAUACGUAUACAUAUAACAUUUUCAAAGAAGUUAUUCAGUUUUAUUUAUUUAUUACAAUAUUACGUAAAUAAGAAAACAAUUCAUGGACAAAUUAUGAUAUUGCACAAAAUGUUAAGUACGGAGAGGAUAAUUAUAGAUUUUGAUUAAGGGGUAUAUUAUAAACAAAUAUAAUAACUUUUUAUAACUUUACAAAUAUAAUAACUUUUUGAGAAAGUUUAUAAUAUAAAUAUAACUACUGAAGAUAUGAAUUGCACUUGUUGAUUGCUUGUUACUUGGUAAUAUUCUUGACGUGGAGUGGGUGCUCUUCACAUCAUGCAUCCAUGCAUUAACGGAAUCCGUAUAUACCUUUUCUGCACAUACACACGCCAACAUGUGUUUAUUUGUGAUAUGCAUUUCUAUUUAUCUCUUUUAUUUUGGUAUUUUAAUAUUCUACUAGAUUUUGACCCGCGCUUUAAAAGCGCGGGGUUAUUUUUUCGAAAUAAUUUCAUACGAAAGCAAUAUAAAAGUUGAUCGAGUAUAGCAUUAUGUGUGUUAAAAAUACUUAUAAUACAAUCAUAUAUUUAAUCGUGUAAAUUUUGUAUGUUCGUAAAAUAAAUAUGAAUUUUAAAGAUGGUAUUUCUAAAAUGUGGGAUUUUAUACUCAUAAUAAACUACUUUGGAAAUAUUUUAAUAGUUUUUAGUUCUAUAAAUUAAAGCUUUAUAUUUUUUUAAAAAACUAUAUGAUUUACAAUUAUAUUAGUUAGGGCUAUGGAAAAAUUCGGAAUCGGAAAAAUUGACUCGAAUCUGAUCCGAUCAGAAAAAGUAGUACCAAAACAGUACUAAAAUUGGUUAAAUAUCCGAACAUGUUCAAAACUUUGGUAUCUAGAGAAUCGGAACUAAAUCCGUUUCAACUUGAAAUAUUUCGGAUAUCUGAAUAUAUCCGAAUCAGAUUUAUAUACUUAAAUAUAUUAAUUAUCCUAAAAUUUAAUAUAUAAAAAUAUUUAGUAUAUAAGAUAUUUUGAAGUUGCCUAAAAUAACUGAAAAUAUAUAUAUUAAAAAUAAUUAUAAAAAUAGCUAAUCAAUAAUCAAAACACCAAUUAUACUUAAAAUAUAAAUUAAUUCUAUUCAAAUAUUCAAGCCAAACCAAUUUAUAUAUUAGGUUUAUGUAUUUUGGCAUACAUUAUUUUAAUUUAUAUUUAAUAUAUUAUUUUAUUUUUAGAUUUUGAGAAAUUUAAAGUAUAUAUGAAUUUAAUUUUUUUAAAAAUAAUUUAUCCGGGCUAUCCAAACCCAAACCGAAUCCGCAAUGAUCCGAACCAAAAUUUAUAAAUACAUGAAUGGGGCUGAUAUGUUUAACUUAGAAUAUCCAAAACCCGAAUAGACAUGAACCAAACGCAAAUGAAUACCCGAAUGUCCACCCGUAUUAUCAGUCUUUUUUUCAAAAAAUAAUUUUUUUCUUAGAACAUUAUUAUUAAUUAACUAAUAUAUACUAACAUCUUUCUACAUUUUAUACUAAUUAAACUUUUGAUUCAAUGAGGUUAAAUUGAUUAUAAUGUGUUUUAUAAUUUGGGUUUGGAUAAAAUAAGAAUGUUAUUAGUAAUGGGCAGUGAAAUGUUCUCUAAUAAUUUUGUUUUCCUACUUGACCCAUCAACAUUUGGUUAAAAUUUGUCAAAUAUUGAUUAACAAUAUAAUCAAUCGAUGGACCAGGAAUAUUUAUAAAGUAAGUCAAUUAGUUUAGGAUGUACACAAUUUUGUAGAUUUGUCAAUUAAUUUUGGGCCCCUAGAUCUUUUGAAAUAUUCCCAAAAUGCUUAAAAGAUAUAUUAAUCGAAUAUGCUGAAAGUUAAUGUUCCGGAUUUUCUAUGUAAGUCACAUAUGCUGAAGUUACUGCAUUUUCCAUAACCACAGGUUAGAUUUUUAGGCAACUUCCGAAAUUGGUGGGUUUAAUUUAUGAGAUGAUUAUUGUAAACAUGGUUUCUACAUGUAUUAUCUAUUAUCGUAUUAAGAAGAUGGUAAUUAUCUGUUACACAUAUCCCAAAAAAUCGAUUACAUUCGAUAUAUUUAAAUAAUUAUAUGAAAUAUAAUUUUUAUUUGAGAAGAAACUAACUCAUACUGAAGCAAUUAAGAAAUCUGUUGAAACCUUGAAAAGUUUACCGUAUUCAUAACAAAAAAGAGUUUGUAAGAAAAAAAGAGUUUGUAAUUGACUUACUAACCGCAACGACGGAGAAGAAAAUGGGCGUUUCUAUUUUUUUUCUCGCUAUAACCUUGAAUACAUUUAGACCAAGACCUGUGUAUCUAUAGUUUUUAAAAACACAAGAGAACCAAAAUAAAUACAAAGACAUUACACCAGAAUGAAACCUCAAAUCAGAAUAAAAAUAAGACCUUGCACUUACUUUGGACCGUCUGACUUGGAAAAGAAACGUUUAACCUUUUAAAAUCCAUAUGUAUACCCUGUCCUGAGCCUUGUCUACUGGAUAUGCAAUAUGCACUGAUGACAAUGUGGAGAGUUGAUAAGAGUUUCUGCAAUAAAUCGUAAACACACAGCAGACAUGGAAGACAACGGUAAAUUUUGAAAUAAAACCCCAAACCAAUUCCAUUAAUUCCAAGCACUUGCAAAUAAAAUGCUAAUUAGAAACCAGGUUCCCCCCUUUUCUUGAAAAGAUAGUCCUUAUUUUUAUAAGCAAUCAAUCUCCUUAUUUAUUCCUAAGAGACUACCAAUAAAUCCAAAGCAGUUGUACACUAACCUCAAUGAUAUGAUAGAGAAUUUCUUGACUCAUUUAUGAAAAUCACCCUUCAUAGAUCUUGACUUGUUUAUGAGAAUUUUCUUGACUCUUUUAUGAAAAUCCCCUUCAUAGAUGAGUUAGUUUUUUUCUUUUGUAUCGUGUGAAGUAUUCAUGGUUAGUUAGGAAUUAUUAAUUGUUGCUUUAUUAAGGGAAAUGCAAAGCAUAAUACGUUGUUUAGUAUUGAUAGAGAAUAUUCUCAUGCUCAAUUCAAAUAAAUAGUAUUAAUAAUUAGUAAUAAAAUAAAAAUGUAAUGUGGUGGUAGUAUUUUUCCCUAGUAUUUUAAUCAUAAACGAAAAUUGACUAUUCUAGCUUUGUUUGUUCAGCUGUAAUGUGAUGCAAUAACUAAGUGGUUCAAUGUAUAUUUAUUUAAGGUAAAUAAUGUCCUACGAUUUGGUGGUGAAUAAUAAUUUCUAUAUAGUUUAAUUAAUAUUAAAAGAUAAUUUCUGGCAUGAAUCUGUAAAAAGAUUACAUGGAAAUAGGAGAUGGUUAUCUGCUAUUUAUGAAAAAAACAAAAAAAAAAUUUAAUUGAAAUCAUAGCUUAAAAAUAAUUCAGUGGCAUGAGAUUGUAAAUAAUUCAAAACUCCAAGGACACCUAAAAAAAGGCCCUUCAGUUUUAAUAGUAUUGAUAUAUAUUUGUAUGAGAAACUAAUAUUAUAUAUAUGUAAGUGAAAUUUCUAUAGUUUUAUGGUGGAAAUAUUCGAUCAUUUUAACAGAUUCUGGAGAUUUUUUACCGGUUCGAUUGAUAUCACUAGAGAAAUAAAUAUUUAUUUACUAUUUUCCAGUACUUAUUGUCUCAAAUCUCUCUUGAAGACAACCAAUUAAAACUUAACACGACUUUAAUAACAGUAUAUCGACAUUUACAAGGAGAGAUACAAACUACAAAUGAUCUCAGAUUAUAUUUUUUUUUAAAUAGAAAAAGUCAUUUAAAGUUAUAAAUAUUUUAUAUAAUUAAAACUACAAGCGUAAUGUAUGUUUUGUGAUAACCUAUCUUGCAAUGUCUAUUUUGAAGUGAUGCCUAGGAGUUGUUAAAAUGCUCUCAUCAAAGUGAAAACUAAUUUAAACAAAAAAAACUAACCAAGCUAUUUGAUAUGUGAUCACACCAAAAAUAAACCGUUAUACGGAGUAAGAAAACGGAAAAUGAAGUGGAACAAACAUAUAUUAUACUAUACAGACUGUCUAAAAAUACACAUUUAUUGUUUCAGAUGGUUACACACACUCUUUCUCUCUCUUUCUAUCUAUCUAAUUGUAUUGUGAUCAGUUUGCCAAGUUGGGCAAAUGGUAAAAGAGAGACAAUAACAGAAGUACUAAAAUUUAAGAGGCUACAAAAAGACAAGUCGAAACAUAUUCACACACUUAAAAAGUUUUUUUUCACAUAUAUUUUUGUUAUAUACGUGUGGUGACUCUCUUUGACUCCUCUCUUCCUAUAUCACUCACUAUUUAUGUAUCCAUCUCUCCACACAUCUCUCUCCAUCUCACACACAUCUUCCUCUUAACACAUUACUAUUUAUUCAUCUCUUCAUUAUCAACACUAACAAAAAUCCUCGUCUCCUGUGUUAAUCUUUAUAUCUUGAUCUUGAUGGAAGCGUUUGAAGAGGCGAUAGCAGCCUCAAAGGAGCAAUCACUGAUCCUUAAAGGAAAGAGGACAAAGCGACAACGUCCACAAUCCCCUGUUCCUUUCUCUAGCUCUCCUCCUAUAGUUUCGUGCCACGCACACGACAUUGAAGAGGAAUACACUGAUCUUGAUUCCAAGGAAAAUGCCUUAGGCAAUAAUGUGGAGAACCACAAGAAGGAUGGUGUUAUCACGUCUUCAUCUUCGUCAGCCUCUUGGUCCUCUAACAACAACCCAACAUUAAAGGCCGAAGAAGACGAGGAAGAUCUAGACAUAGCCAGUUGUUUGAUCCUCCUUUCCCGAGGCCACUCUCUUCCACAGCUCAAGAUACCUAACCACGAAACAACAUACAACAAUAAGACGUAUAAAUUUAGCAGCAGGAGGUUCCUAGAGACUUCUUCAUCUAACGGUGGCGGUAAAGCUGGUUACUAUGUUUAUCAGUGCAAAACAUGUGACCGGACCUUCUCUUCUUUUCAGGCUUUAGGUGGCCAUAGAGCUAGCCACAAAAAACCUAAGGCCACCUCCUUUUACUCCAACCUUGAGCACCUCAAGAAGAACAUAUACGAAAAUGAUUCACUCGCCACAACCACAACUAUUUACAAUAACAACAAGAAUAGAUCGCUUGUCGUGUACGGUAAGGCAGGUAACAACAAGGUUCAUAAAUGUGGAAUCUGUGGAGCCGAGUUUACGUCAGGACAAGCCUUAGGUGGCCACAUGAGACGGCAUAGAGGCGCGGUUGUUGUUGCUCCCACUGUGACGGUGGCCUUAGCUGCAGCCAACACGGAGUUAUCAUUGUCUUCGAUGUCGUUCGAUCAAAUAUCGACAAAGAGAGCUAAGAAGAUGGUGGUGUCAUUGGAUUUGGAUCUGAAUCUACCCGCACUGGAACUGGAAGAUGAGAAUAUGGUCAACGGAUUCAGCUUAGGUUUUAAGCAAAAACAUGAACAAGAACAUCAACAGACAAAGCAAAGAGAUGAACCAAAGUGUCUUGUCUUGUCUCCUCCUACUUCGGUGGAUUGCCAUUACUGAUUUAUUAUUAAUAUAUUAUAAACCAUAAUCUUAAGAAAAAAAAUUGGUUUGUAUAUCAAACGUUUAUUGUUUGUAUAACCGAUUCUUCGCUUGUUAAAGACUUGUGAGAUUCUUUUUUCUGUUUUGUCUUUUUUAAGAGGAAUACUGAAAUUUAAUCACUUUGUUAGUUUCGAUUGUAUAAAAUUGAUAUCAUGUUCAUGUAUACUUUGGAUCAAAAAAAUCUUUAAAAAAAAAACUAAAUUAAGUUCAUGAAAAGGGCAUGACAUGGCUCGAGUCUUGUUGUUUUAUUUCUUCCUCUCUUUUUUGGCAGUUGUACCAAAAGUUCUCUUUUCUAUUUAUAAUAGUUAAUUUGAUAUUCGUGAAUUUUCAACACUUUCUUUUUUUCUUUUUGCUAAAUAAAACUUACAAAUGUUGAUUUGAAACAAUGAGUAUUUAUAUAUAUGGCAGACUUCUUAGCUCGUGGUUUUUAUAUUCGUGAAUUACGACACCAAACCCACAUUUAAUCAUUCGCCUCCUUCAGAUAUAGUACUUUUUAUGUUCUAGUUUUGAAAAUAAAGUAACGGAUCCUUUUGUUUUCUACAGAAACAGAAACAGAUAAGUUAUAGUACAGAAAACCUCUACGAUAUUUUUGGAGAGUAUUAAAAUUAGCUGUAAAAGCUUUUGUUGACCCAAAAAAAAUGAUUUUUUUUUAAAUGACCCAAAAAAAAAGAUAUACAAAUAGUGCAUGCAUUCAUAUAUUUGUGUUUAAGUUAUUGUCUGUAUAUUCAAUUUUAGUAUAUAUUUGGUAUACUAUACAUUGAACUUAGACCAGUUUAUAGUAAAAAGUAACCGCCAUAAGAUAAUCAAGACUAUAAUAGAUCAAAAGAUAAUCAGUGUCCAACAUUACAGGUAGAUUAACAAUAUAUUUAACAUUUCCAACGUUUAUAACAGAAGAGAAAGACAGAUCUUGUAACGCAUAACCUCCAAAGAGAUAUAUACUAAAACUUGUAUAAAUACAUCAAAAUCUCAAAUUUUGAAAAGACCGAAAAAAAAACACAUUCAAAAAUCUUAAACACAAAAUUAAGUAGAAAAUGAAACGUUUCAUAAUUGCUCUAAUUGUUUUAGGGGUUUGUGUUGAAUACACGUUUGGGAAAAACUUGUUUGAGAUCAUAAACAAGUUCCAAAAGAGGACCAAGCUCAGAGUCCAUUGCUAUUCAGGAAACGACGAUCUAGGGGUUCAAUACUUAAUGAAUGGGCAAGAACAACAUUGGAGAUUCAACGAUGCUGUUUUUCAUGCGACAGUCUUUAGAUGUGAGUUAAUGCAUGGAUAUGAAUUCCAGAAUUACCAGAAAUUCGAAGCUUAUAAUUCAAAACGGGAUAACGAUGGGAUUAAGAAAAACGUGACAUGGUUAGCCGUGGAAAGAGGUCUCUACAAGAUUUGGAAUCAUAGGACUCCUGAGUUUAUGUAUCCUUGGUUAUAAAUCAGUUGUCUAAUGUUUAAGCUGUUGCAAGUGAUGAUAAAAUCGAUGUUUGAAGUUCUUGUAACGCUUAUUAAUGUUUUUUCUUUCACACAAAAACAUUCAAGUAAUUUCCUUAUUUUGUUUUUUUUUUUUUGAAUGAAUGUAAAAUUUAUUCAAUCAAAACUGCUAUUACAUCUAGUGCAACUGUUUUUGAUGAUGAAAUCAAUAGAGAAACUCAAAAUAAAAACUACAGCCCUUCAUAUCUAUAUUCUAGAGCCAAACCAAGUACUUAACCCAUCUUCAAGAUACUUCUUCCCCUUCCCUUUGACUGCAAGCAGCUUCAAUCGAAUCAGCUUAUCAACACAUUUGAUCAGCACUCUCUCUUCCUUUGGUUGCUCACCAUGUCUGCGACCAUUCCUCUCCCUCCAUAUACUAUGCACCAGAGCCUGAAAAACAUAUCGAAUAAUGAAUAACUCCGAAGCUGUGAAGCUUGAUCUUGUCCGGGAGAUCACAUUAAGUAUCUCAUUCCAUUCAACCGUAAAUCUCUCCUUCAUAAUCCCUCCAAUAAGCUCCUUCCACACCUUACUUGAGUAGCGACAUUUGAAGAAGAGAUGCCAACAAGUUUCCUGCGCUUCAUCACAUAAUACACAAGACGUAUCCAAUGUAAUAUUCCACUUCUGCAUUCUAUCACAAGUUUGGAGCCUAUUCUUAACUGCAACCCAUAACAUGAAGGAGUAUUUAGGAGUAGAUUGGGGAAACCAAACUCCCUUAAUCCAGUCGCAAACUGGCUGCGCCUGACGCAUAUACAACCAUGUCUUCUUAGUAGAAAACAUACUAGCAAACCGAUUCUCAUCCUGCCUCCAUAAGGGAACAUCAUCAUCAUCAUAUUAAGCCAAUGUAUAAUAAUUACUAGAAAAUUAUUUUUAUUGAAAACAUAUCAUUAAGAUAUAAAUUAACAGCUAUUCAACUAAUUAUAAAAUAAAUUAAAAAAUAACAUUAGUUACACAUAUUUUAAUACAAUUAAAUCUCAUAAAAAUAUUAAAUCAUAUUACAUAUUAAAACAUCAAAAAUUCUCUUAAACAUCAUUUCUUUCGAAAUGAAAAAAAAAUAUUUUAAUUCACUAACAUUUACUAGUUGUCCAGAAACAAAAAAAAAAUCACUAAACAUUUGCUAUGUGCUAUCAUUUGAUAUAAAUUUUCAGUGGUAAUUUAUAAUGUUUUUUCUAAUAUUAAUCUUUAACUGUAUAAAAAAAAACAGCUAAUAAUAGAAGGGGAAUUGGAGCCUAUGGACAUGAAAAAAACCAUAAUACACAUAAUAGCUAUUUUCCCUAACGUUUCUAUACACGGAGUUAUAUAUACAUAUUAAUACUGUAAUACCCUUUAAACUCAACCGGCCAACCUGCUACCAAAAUUAAUUAAAAAAUAAAUUUUUAACUGCAUAAAAAGUAUCUCGUGUCUUACCUCUAUUCACAAUUCCCUUUUCAUUUUUGUUGAUAAUUUUUCGAGGUCGAGUGCUUUCCGGAACCGAUUUGCUCCAAAUCCCCCCCUCUCUACCUUCAAUCGACAUCUUUUCCAUCUUCUUCGUGCUUCCUUUCAAUCGUGUUCGGCGUUUGGUUUCGCGUUAGAGUUCUGCGUUAGAGUUUCAGCGGCGGUUAGUAACACAUCCUUCCUAUCCAACUUCACAAACUCGAUUCUUCUUAGAUCUCUGAAAUUUUUGUAAAUUCUCCCUUGUUUCCGUCGAUUCUCUUCGUUUUUGCUUCCUCUGUGUUUAUUUUCUUCUAUUUGGGCUCAUCUCAUAGUAUACUUAUCUAAUUUAAAACCUCCAUUCCAUUUGGGAUGUAAUAGUAUACUUAUCUAAUUCAUAUAUUCCAUUUAGAAUAGUAUCAUCGUUUCUGUUGCAUACCAUCGAUACCGUUUACAGAAUUAAUCCCUCUCAUCGGGCUUUGCCAAUUUGAUUGAAGGUUUAGAUUUUUACGAGUUGUGUGAGAGUUCCUUUAAUUUGAAUUAUCUUUGUGUCAGUGCUGCAAAAUAAGUAGUGUAGUAAUUUAGGGGAAGAUGUGUAGAAUAUCACAGCUUACAAAUGCUCACUAAGUAGACAUAGUAUGAUAUUUAUAAACUCGAGUCCAUUUGAAAUGAAAUAGUAUUCGUAUCGAAUUGAACUAUUUCACUUAAGGUAGUAUCACUUGCUGUUCUGCUUUUCUUGUCUGGUAUUUCUUUGUUUGUAACGUAUUUAUUGUAUAGUCAUUUUGAUUUAUGCUUUGUGCGUUUGCUCGUUUUGUUUAGUCUGUCAGCCUUUUGAAUUACAUAGAAUAUCAUUGUUUUUCUAGCAUUAUACUUGUUUGUCUCUGUCACUGAUAAAUAUACAAUCUUUUCUAUGGUGAAUGUCAGACCUGGUAGGUAAAUUGACUUCUACAAUUUAAAAUCGGUUGUGUUUCCCUCUGAUGCUCUUCUUCUUUCUUAUCCUUGAAAUUGGGAUUUUGUAUCAGUGAUGGAUAGUACAUAGUGUAAAAAUAGUGAUUAUUUUGUAGAAUAGUAUCUGCACGAGCUGAGUCCACAUAUGUAUAUAGCGCACUUAUUAUGUUUAUAUGUAUAUAGCACACUUAUUGUGGAAUAAUGAUUAUUUUGUGGAAUAGUAUCUGUCACAUGGAAUAUAAGAAAGUUAUACUUUCACAUUAUUCUAUCUUAUAUGAAAUCAUAGUUUUAUAUCUUAUUCAUUUCCAUCUGAUAACUAUACUUAUUCUAUUUUGAGUGCUACCUCAUUUCUAUAUUUAAUAUUAUAAUUCCCACCUCUUAUUUCAUUCUACAGGUUUGGUAUGAACGAGUUAGGCCUUCUAUGUAGAUUGUUAGAGACAUGCUUUGAAUCCACUGGCAAGAAAAGAAUUAACAACUAAUUCAAUCUUCGUUGGACUGAAGUGAUAAAAAAUGCAUUAGAGGAUGAGGACCUGGCGAUGUUGAAUGCAUCACAGUUUGGACAAGUCUUGCAGAUGGGGUCCUAUACCUUCUCUGUUAUGCUUCUUCAUUAUUUUCUUGCACGACAGUUGAUUCUUGAGAAGGACUUCGAACUCUGGUGGCUUUUCGUGGGAAAACCAAUUUGUAAUGCUACAUAAGCUUAGCUUUCGUGGGAAAACCAAUUUGGGGAGAAGGGUUCAUAUCUGAUGUGUAGGCGUUGCUAUUUAUAUACCAUACUAUUUAUAUACUAUACUAUGUAUUAUACUAUGUCUUAACCCAUUGCAUAUUUCAUGUCUCUUGAGGAAUGUAAAUAGAUGACUCAUGUAUUAUGGCAGGUGGAUUUAAUUUGUUGUAGGUUUGGGUUGCCUAUGUAUUACAUUUUAUAUUUCCCUAAUUUGGGUUUAGUGUGUAGUGAGAAGUGUUCUAUUACCAUCCCCGUUAGCUUCGUAUUUCAUGUUACCCAUAAGGCAUGUAAAUACAUACCUCUAGUAUUAUAAGCGGUGGAUUUAAUUACCCGAAGGUUUGGUUUGCCUAUGUUUUGGGGUUUAUAUUUACCUAACUUGGGUUUAGUGUUUAAUGUCAAGUGUUCUAUUACCAUCCCCAUUAGCUUUGUAUUUUAUGUUGCUCAUGAGGACUGUAAAUACAUGUCUCCAGUAUUAUGGAAGGUGGAUUGGGGUUUAUAUUUCUUUAACUUGGGUUUAGUGUUUACUGUCAAGUAUUCUAUUAUCAUUCUAUUAGCCUUCAUAUAAAGAAAACGACGUGGUGAUUUUGUGACCCAUAGUAACAAUAAAAGAAUUUUGGAAGCGCGUGAAAUGAAACGGCAAAAUAGAAGAUAAAGAAACGUAUAUUCUAUACUGAUUGCAAGCGUUCCAUACUAAUUUGGGUAAAAUAGUAUCAUUGUAAAUCCAAUUCUAAUUGAAAGAGCAGCAACACUGAAAAAUUUAGAAAUAAACUAAUGAACUAAAUCACUAAACCCAACUUAGAAAUAGAAACCAUUGACACAAUCAAUGUUUAAACUAAAUAAAGUGAUAGUAGACCGUCUUAUGUUUCUAAGGAUUACAAAGAAGGUUAAUUCUCAUUUAACAACUACUAAUAAAAAAAAUCAAAGUAUACUAUUUUAUUUAGCGGCGAACUAUACCAUAUGCUAAAGUAUAAAUGAGUAAGUUAAUAAUUAUAAAUAUGUCUUAUAGGGUUACGUAUACAAUUGCACAAUCUAUUACGAGAAUGCAUCUAUUCUAUUAAACCCGUACUAUUUAAAAUGGUACUAUGUACACAGUCGAUCCAUGUUUGACCAACAUGAAAUAAAAAACUAAUGGGAUGGUAACAGAAUACUUGACAGUAAACACUAAACCCAAGUUAGGGAAAUAUAAACCCCAAUCUACCUUCCAUAAUACUGGAGACA